Messenger RNA from Durusdinium trenchii, 843 nucleotides. Lineage: Eukaryota; Dinophyceae; Suessiales; Symbiodiniaceae. The record is from the annotation of a GenBank genome assembly.
AUGAUCCUGGAACUUCAACGAUGGCGUGCACCAUGGGCGCUGAUGCUGCUGUUGUUGUUGCUUGAGUUCAACAGCAAAGUGCCUUCAACACAGAAUGUCCAAUUCGUGGGGCUCUUUGCUGGGCAAGCAGAAGUGAGCUGCGCUUUGCGCUCCUGUGGUUUAUCUGGCUCCACUCACGACAUCAACAUCGACCCGCAGUACAUGGACCUGUGUUCAACUACAGGCUUUUUGCUGGCUGUGAAUGAGCUUCGCAGGGCGGAAGCGGGGAGUCUAUGUAUUUUUGCAUUAUGCUGUGCUUCCUUUUCUCGCAUGAGCCGGGCAACAGCUGGAAGGAACAUAUUGUUUCCGCUUGGAAACAUCCAAUAUGGCUUUGUGCAAACUGGCAACUUGCUUUCAUCGAGGCUGAUUCUGAUGCUCUACAUUUGCUGCUGGAAAGGCUCGCGGUGGAUUGUGGAGCAGCCUGAGGGUACAGCCUUUCCUUUGCUGCCACGUUGGCAAGAGUUCCUAAAGGUGGCCCAAGUAUACAGCACAUCAUUUUGGAUGGGGAAGUUUGGAGGCGCUACAGCGAAGCGCCAUCGCCUCUGGUCGAACGACUACAAUCUCCUCCAAGAGAUCCACCAUGAAGCUGGCAGCAUGACCAGGGCCGAGAUGGCAUCUUUGCCUGGGGGCACACUGGUGAAAAAGUAUGUGGACAGAAGUGGUUUGGUGCGCUGCACAGGAUUGAAGGAGAAGCUGAAGCAGUCCCAGCUUCUUGGGCCUACUUUUACUUUGGUAUAUGUGCUCAAGUUAGUUCGUGUCAAUCUUUGGUUGCCUCAAAAACCAACAGCUCGAGAGUGUGCAUAA